Molecule: messenger RNA, 1579 nt
Organism: Podospora bellae-mahoneyi
Lineage: Eukaryota; Fungi; Ascomycota; Sordariomycetes; Sordariales; Podosporaceae
Exons: 5
Coding region: 42-1400 (452 amino acids)
Source: RefSeq, a predicted model, not a curated record
CUUUCCGGUGGGAUCGCCUUGAUCCUAUUUAUGCGUCUCUUAUGCAGCUUUCAGUCUCGAUCCUUGUAGUCAGUGUCUUGGGUUUAUUCUUGUCUUGUGUCUUCCCAAGUGCGGACCGAGGAGUGCCUUGGACACUCGGUGGCCCCCAAACAGAGAGUCUGAAAACAAGUCUAAUUCAGAUGCCGCCAUUUACACCUGAAGAUAUUGACGGCGUGAGGGCAAGCUUCCCCGCAUUGUCAGGAGAUUAUAUAUUCUUCAAUACUGCAGCUGGAAGCCAGGUAUUGGGAUCAGUAGCUGAUCGUGUGCGGGACUACCUCAUAACUCCAAACCUCGUCAACGACGGUUAUAAAGCCGCAGCAGACUUUAUCAACGCCUCCCCAGAUGAAAUAGUCUUCGGCUCCUCCGCAACCCAACUCCUUUACAACCUCUCUCACGCCCUCUCUUUCUCACCCGAAGAUGAGAUCCUCCUCUGCCCCCUCGACCACGAGUCCAACAUUGCCCCUUGGCUCGCCUUAGCAGCACGUCAAAAUCUCAAAGUCCGCUGGUGGCACCCCCAACUCCCACCUGAAGAUCAACCGGGUUGCGUCAACCCCAAACUCGACCUCACCAACCCUCCCAUCUCCCCCAAAACCCGCCUCAUUUGUUUAACCCACACAACCAACAUCCUCGGCACCAUCCACGACAUCAAAUCCCUCUCCGCCAAAAUCCGCCUCCUAAACCCCCAGACCCUUCUCUGCGUUGACGGCGUAGCCCACGCACCCCACCGCCGAAUCGACGUCAAAGAUCUCGGGGUCGACUUUUACGUCUUCAGCUGGUACAAGCUUUUCGGACCUCGAAUCUCACAGCUGUACGCCAGUCCCUGCGCUAGGGCACAGCUCCAGUCCAUGGGGCAUUUCUUCAACCCUGCUGAGAGUUUGGAUGACAAGAUUGGGCUGGCGGGGGGGUGGUGUCAGGAGUUGAUUUACGGGAUUCUGGCUGUGGUGAAGUAUCUGACGCCGAGAUGGGAGGGGGUUGUAGACCAGGAGGAGAGGUUACAGUCGGUUUUGCUGGGUUUGUUGGCGGGGUUGGAUGGAAAGAUAACGAUUUACGGGGAGUGGUGUGGUGAUGCUAAGGUGAGGGUGCCAACGGUGAGUUUUAGGGUGAGGGGGUGGAAGUCGAAGGAUUUUGUAGAGGCUAUUGAGCGGGAGACAAAUGGGAGGGUUAAGGUGAGCUGGGGGACUUAUUACUCUGUGAGGCUGGCUAAGGAGGUGCUUGGGUUGGGGGAUGAUGGGGUUGUGAGGGUGAGUUUGGCGCAUUAUAACACUGUGGAGGAGAUACGGUUGUUCUAUACCGCUCUUCUAAAGGUGCUGGGCCUUGAGGGAAGCGGUAAUGGUGCGAGGGAAAGUGAUUGGAAGAUCUAGGGGCUGAGGCGACACAAUGGCCAAACAAAAAAAAUAACAAAAGAACGCAAAAAGUAGGACUGGAAGCCCUGGACUCUGAUCAAGCCGAGCAGGCGAGCACAAUCCACAUUUUGCGGUGAACCUUUGCGAGCAAAGGUCCAAUAAACCACACGCCGCCGUUGACCACUGCGCCAAAUACC